UAUUUUUUUAUGUAGUUAUUGCGUAUUUCGUCAAGGUAACUGAUCAAAUAAAACAAAAAUUUGUCAGGACAUCCGCAUCUAGGCGCCGUUUGGGGCGCCAUCGCUCUCUCUAACCGCGUCCAGUCACGCGAGAGUUGUCCUCAAACAAUCAUGUCGGCUCUCAAGAGAAAACGUGGAGGACGGUUACCCGGCGUAAAAAAGGCAAAGAAAGCCAAACAUGUUGCAGAAGGAGGCGAGUCACCCGCUGACAACCAACAGGAGAAGAAGGAUGAAAUCAACGUUCCACCACCGCCUGUUUCUAUGGGCAAAUGGAUCAACAAGGAAAGAGUUCUCAUCUUCUCUUCGAGAGGCAUUAACUUUCGAACCAGACACUUGAUGCAAGACCUAAGGAACUUGAUGCCACAUUCGAAAGCAGAUACCAAAAUGGACAGAAAAGACAAACUAUUUGUUAUUAACGAGGUGUGCGAGAUCAAAAACUGCAACAAGUGCCUCUUUUUUGAAGCCAAGAAGAAACAGGACCUCUAUAUGUGGAUAUCAAAUAGUCCCCAUGGCCCCUCUGCAAAGUUCCUGGUUCAAAAUAUUCAUACCCUGGCUGAACUCAAGAUGACAGGAAACUGCCUGAAAGGAUCCAGGCCACUUUUAUCCUUUGAUCCCACAUUUGACAAGGAAGCCCACUUUGCUUUACUGAAGGAGCUUUUCAUACAGACAUUUUCCACGCCGCGGUAUCAUCCUAAAAGCCAGCCCUUUGUGGACCACAUCAUCACCUUCACCAUUGCAGACAACAGGAUUUGGUUCAGGAACUACCAGAUCAUCGAGGAGGAUGCGGCGCUGGUGGAAAUCGGACCUCGCUUCGUCCUCAAUCUUAUAAAGAUUUUUCAGGGGAGCUUCGGGGGGCCCACGCUCUAUGAAAACACACUCUUCAAGUCACCCAAUAUGCACCGGCGUGAGCUCCGUCUGGCGGCAGCGGCCCGUGUCCGCGAGAGGCAGAUGGUGAAGGAGUCGCUAAAGGAAAAGAGGGCCCAAGUUAAGCCGGAGGUCAUCAGUGAUGUGACAGACAUUGUCUUUGACACGCCGGCGCCAGAAAAACCUGUGAUCAUCGAGACUGAAGCACCGGAGCCAAAAGAGAAAAAGAAGUCUCGCAAACCGUUCAAAAGGAACAGGAUGCAGAUGAGGCGUAGGUAACUGGAGGGAGUGAACAAUGACCGAGAAUAGAAAACACAUUUAUUCACUUCAUUUGUUUUUAUUAUGUGUGAAUGCAACAUAUUAAAGUUACUACUCAAGGUUUGGACA
Messenger RNA from Syngnathoides biaculeatus (alligator pipefish), 1290 nucleotides. RefSeq names its product brix domain containing 2 (gene brix1). Gene Ontology annotation, molecular function: rRNA binding. The record is from RefSeq and is a predicted model, not a curated record. Bases 151 to 1182 code for a protein of 343 amino acids. Gene Ontology annotation, cellular component: nucleolus. Gene Ontology annotation, biological process: ribosomal large subunit assembly; rRNA processing. The transcript is spliced from 10 exons. NCBI's taxonomy places the organism in Eukaryota, Metazoa, Chordata, Actinopteri, Syngnathiformes, Syngnathidae.